CUGAGGGCGCCUCUGCCUAUCUGUUUGAGCGCGCUCCCCUUCAUUUGGUAGCAUCUGAUCGAGAUAUUGGGCGUGUAAGCAAGUAUAGAUGAACUAUAUAAACAAAACACCGCGCAGGGCUCUCCUUCGCAAACUUUUCUAUCCCACUCAGUCACAACUGUCUUUUCCAUAUUUGGACUCCGACCGUUGAAACAGGUGGAACGACCACUUCUAGUACACUGAGAACAUAACAGCAACACGGAACAAGGACCAAAUGUCCGCAGCCAAGACGAAGACUAUCGCCGCAUUUGGCGCGACUGGCGGUGUAGUCGGAUCGAGUCUUGCGCGUGCGCUCAGAGCUGGGCACUUUGCCAACGCUCUUGCCCGCAACCCCGAGAAGCUCUUCAACAGCUUGAUCACCAGCCACAAUGUGCCUGUCCAGACUUUGGACAAGUACCUGACAAUUGUCGAAGGGGACGUCCGUGAUCGAGCCGCGGUAGCACAGACCCUUUUAGUGAAACGAACGACGGACAGAGACGAUGAUGCCGAGGACAAUGAUAUUGCCCGGGACGUUGCGGACGUUAUCCUGAGCGGCAUUGGUUCGUUCCCGUACUUCCAGUGGAGUAUUCGGACGCCAUUCCCCCUGCGUGACCCGACGAUCACAGAGGAUGGGGUUGCCACUAUUUUCGGAGCACUAGACGACAUUUUUGCCGGUACUUUCUCUGGGAAAAGUGCGGCAAACCGUGAUGAAGGUGGCAUGACGCGCCGCCGUAGACCUUCAGCACCCGGCAAAAAGCCCCUGCUCGUGGUAGUCAGCACUGCUGGAGCUAGUCGCACGCAAGCAAUCCCGUGGCCCAUCCGCUGGCUAUACAACUACCUCCUGGGACCUCCACUCGCCGACAAGAUCAAGAUGGAGCAGCUCGUCAUGAGCGAUCAGGGCAGGCACGUUCAGGACUUUGUGAUCAUGCGGCCUCUGAUUUUGACUGCUGGUGGCGCGACAGAAGAAGGGUGGGAGUGGGGACUUAGCGAUGCUGGCGCUCGGGAUGGUCAGAGCCUUCGGGAGAGGGAGCCUGGGCCGGUUGUAGGAUACUUUGUCAGUCGCGAGGAUGUAGGAAAGUUCAUUUUUGAGAAGGUGGUGGGUGCAGCCAAUGUCAUGAUUCUCUGA
Molecule: messenger RNA, 1144 nt
Organism: Microdochium trichocladiopsis
Lineage: Eukaryota; Fungi; Ascomycota; Sordariomycetes; Xylariales; Microdochiaceae
Exons: 4
Coding region: 254-1144 (296 amino acids)
Source: RefSeq, a predicted model, not a curated record